Prorocentrum cordatum is the source of this 2073-nucleotide messenger RNA. The record is from the annotation of a GenBank genome assembly. Lineage: Eukaryota; Dinophyceae; Prorocentrales; Prorocentraceae.
UGGCCCAAGAGGCGCCCAAGACGGCCCAAGAGGGCCCCAAGACGGGCCCAAGAGGGGGACCACGAACCGACGAGUCCCGCCCAUCGCCCCGAGACGCUCCCGGGAGGCCGGCGAGCAGUGGGGGCUGGCCAAGUCGCUGCUCAGCGAGAUGUGGGUGGCGAUGCUGGAGCCCAGCCUCGCGCGCGAGAAGGUGCGAGCAGUGGCAGCGGGCCCAGUCGCUGCUCAGCGAGAUGUGGGUGGCGCUGCUGGAGCUCAGCCUCCCGCGCGAGAAGUGCGAGCAGUGGCAGGCUGCCCAGUUGCUGCGCAGCGAGAUGUGGGUGGCGAUGCUGCAGCCCAGCCUCACGCGCGAGAUGCGCGGGCAGCAGCGCUCGGCCCAGUCGUUACACAGCAAGAUAUGCUUGGCAAUGCUGGAGCCCAGCCUCCCGCGCGAGUAGUGCGAGCAGUGGCGGGAGGCCCAGUUGCUGCGCAGCGAGAUGUGGCCGGGGAUGCUGGUGCCCGGCCUCGCGCGCGAGAAGUGCGAGCAGCGGCAGUCGGCCCAGUCGUUGCUCAGCAAGGUGGGCGGCGAUGCUGGAGCCCCGCCUCACUCGCGAGAAGGGCGAGCAGUGGCAGACGGCCCAGUCGCUGCUCAGCGAGAUUUGGGCGGCGAUGCCGCAGCCCACCCUCGCGCGCGCGAAGGGCGAGCAGUGGCUGCCGGCCCAAUCGCUGCUCAGCGAGAUGCGGGUGGAGACGCUGAGGCCAAGCCCCACGCGCGAAAAGUGUGAGCAGUGGCGGCUUGGUGCUCAGCGAGAUGUGGGCGGCGAUGCUGGAGCUCAGCCUCGCGCGCGAGAAGGGCGAGCAGUGGCAGCAGGCUCAGUCGCUGCUCAGCGAGAUGUGGGUGGCGCCGCUGGAGCCCAGCCCCAGUCCCUGCUCAGCGAGAUGUGGGUGGCGACGCUGGAGUCCAGCCUCACGCGCGAAAAGUGUGAGCAGUGGCAAGCGGUCCAGUCGCUGCUCAGCGAGAUGUGGCGAUGUUGGAGCCCAGCCUCGCGCCCGAGAGGUGCGAGCAGCGGCAGUCGGCCCAGUCGCUGCCCAGCGAAAUGUUGGCAACGUCGCUGGUGCCCAGCCUCACGCGCGAGAAGUGCGAGCAGUGGCAGCCGGCCUUGUCGCUGCUCAGCUAGAUGUUGGCAACGAAGCUAGAGCCCAGCCUCACGCGCGAUAGUUGCGAGCAGUGGCAGCCGGCCCACUCGUUGGUCAGCGAGAUGCGGGCGGCGAUGCUGGAGCCCACUGUCCAGAGCUACAGUGCCCCGAGCUGCGCGUGCGAGAAGUGCGAGCAGUGGCGGUCAGCCGAAUUGCUGCUCAGCGAGAUGUGGGUGGCGAUGGUGGAGCCCACCAUCAAUGGGAGCUACGAGCUCCCGAGCAGCGCGUGCGAGAAGUGCGGGCAGUGGCAGCCGGUCCAAUCGCUGCUCAGCGAGGUGGAGGCGACGAUGCUGGAGCCCAAUGCCCUCAGGAGCCACAUCGCCCCAACCAGCUUGCGCGAGAAGUGCGAGCAGUGGCAGCCGCUCGAGUCGCCUCGCAGCGAGAGAUGGUGCGGGUGGCGAUGGUGGAGCCUGCCAUCAUCGGGAACUACAGCGCCCCGACCAUUGCGCGCGAGCGAAGUGCGAGCAGUGGCGGCCGGCGCAGUCGCUGCUCAGCCAGAUGUGGGUGGCGAAGCUGGAGCCCGCCAUCCUCGUGUGGCUCGAGCGGCGAGCGCGAGAAGUGCGAGCGGGGCAGCAUGCCCAGUUGCUGCGCCGCGAGAUGUGGGCGGCGACGCUGCUGCCCACCAGCGCCAUGAGCUUUGCCUGGAGCAGCGCGCGCGAGAAGGGCGAGCAGCGGCAGCCGGCCAACUCGCUGCUCAGCGAAAUGUGGGCGGGGAAGCUAGGGCCCGUUGUCCGGACUUACAGCGCCCCGAUCAGCGCGUGACAGAAUUGCGGGCAGUGGCGGCCGGGCCAUUCGCGUCUCAGCGAGAGAUGAACCCCGAACAGCGCGCGCGAGAAUGGCGGGCAGAGGCAGUGACAGCAGGACGCUGCGACGAUCGCGCGCGAGAAGCGCGGGCAGUGG